AUGAGUUGGAUGCUCUCUUUUGGGGUGGCUGUGGCCCUGCUGGCUCUCUGUAGGGGACAGGACACUGUGAAUGAAGGAAAUAGCCUGUCUCUGUCUGGCUACCACCUGUGCACUCAUAAUGAAACAAAGAUUGUGAGUUUCCUGGUGGUGCACAAGGUUCCCUAUUCAGUGUCAAAGUCUUGUGGCGGUUGGCUCCUCUGGAAGACUUGUAAUGUCACAAUGUAUAGGAUGAUCCAUCAGACUGAGUACAAGCUGGUGACGGAGCAGGUGAUGGGAUGCUGCUCUGGCUAUGUGCAAGUUGGUCGUUACUGUGCCCUGCCUGUAAACAGGAGUGGUGAGUUUAGUUCCAAGCCAGGAUCCUGUCCAACUGCAGAUGGAUUGCAUCCCAGUUCUGAGGAGUGUGACUUGGAUAUAGACUGUCCAGGCUGGCAAAAAUGCUGCCAGAGAUCUCACCACUCUUCCUGCAGUGAUCCAGCAACAAAUUACUCUGAGAAUGGAGGAAACCAUUUGAAUGCAACAGUGACAGUGAAGACAGACUACCAGCAACUGAUGUCCAAGAAUGAAGGGCUUCUGAAUCACACAAGGCUGCUGCAAGCAAUGGUGACUGGAGCUCUGCAGUCUGAUGUUUCUGUCUAUUAUCUCAGCACAUGGCCUGUGCAUCCCUACAGAACUGCCACCUCUCUGCUGAUCGAGUGUAACUUCACUCUCUCGUUGUACAACGUCACAUCGAAGCUGCAUCGUCUUCUCGAACACAUAGAGGAAGUGUCUUCGAUAGCAGUGCAAGAUGUAGACGAGUGUGCACAUUCAGCUCUUCGUCAGUGCUCGCUUUGGGCCGACUGCAACAACACAGUGGGUUCUUAUGAGUGCGUCUGCCACCAAGGUUACAUUGAUGUUGACCCGAGCAACCCUGGAGCCCACUGUUCAGCUGACACUGGAGUGUGGACCACCGCUGAGCCCACCCUGACCAGCCCUGCAUUGAUGAACACAACCUAUCCCCCUGCUUCCAAUCGCAUACAAGGCCCUCCUGGCAACAACACAACAGAUUUCUUCACAUCCACUGAGAUCAGCAUGACUGCAGCUCCGAGUAAUACGACCUCUGUCUCUUCGAAUUCAUCACAAGCUUUGCUGUGGACGAGUUCUGCAUCUCACAGCCAAAUGAAUACAGCUGUGGAGUCAGCUCUUCCAGCGACAACAUGCUCUCCCCCCAGCAUCAGCAGCUUAUGGUCUGCUAAUGUUACUGGAACGUCCUUCUCUGUCUGCUGGUCCAAUCAUGCUAAGACAAAACAGAUUUACCUGGUUGUUCUAAGAAAAGGGUCAGAGGUCAUUCAGACUCAGAAAAUCAAUGAUACCACGAUAGAGGUGAGCGGACUGAAGCCCGGACUGCUCUACAAUGUUACCGUCACACCUCGUGCCUGCGGAAAUCAAGGAGCCCCUCUUCACAUCUCAGUAAAAACCUACGCUCAGACUCUCGAUGCCACAACACGACUUACCAACAUAAAGUUCACAGCUGACCUCCAGAACACCAGCAGUCAGGCCUACAAAACCCUCAGUGAGAGUAUAACAGAAGAGAUCUACCAGUCUCUGUCUCCAGAGGUGAAAGCCAUGGUGGAUUCAGGCCAGGUCAGAAUCGAGAUCAGAAACUUUUUCCGGGGGAGCGUGAUGGUCAACUUCACCAUAGUGUUUAUCCCAAGUCAAAGCCUGGACAUAAGCAAUGUGUCCACAGCAGUUCUGGAGUCCCUGACGAACAGUUCGACAUACACAGUAGAUCAAAACAGCACAAGUCUAAAUGAUUUUAAUGAAUGUGCUUUAGGGGAAAAUGAUUGUUCCCAGUCGGCCACAUGUAAUAACACCUGGGGCUCCUAUACAUGUGUUUGCCUGUUCGGGUUUACUGACAACGACCCAGAGAGACCUGGACGGGUCUGCCAAGCACCUACAACCUUAGAAACAGCGACACCACCCCUGACAACAGGAAUAACACCCUCAGCCACUGAGCCAGCUGUAACCACUUUAACUACUGCUCCAGAAAUAACCACAGACAGUAUAUCAACAAGUCACAUGGUUUUCACAACAAUCUCAACUGUUGCUCAAGCUUCCACCAUCACUACCCCGACAACCAGUACUUCCCUAACAGCCAUUCCCGCCUCUACAAUUGCCACAACAACUGCUACCAGCUCAACAAAAAGUACCACUGCUCUGGGAUCUGCCACCGAUGACUCUAUCCAAGAAGCCCUCUCAGUCCAUUGCAGACUUGCGGCCAUCACUGUGACUGUCACUAAGAAUUUUCUUCAGAGCUCCAUGAUCCAGGAGAGUGCACUUUACUUGGGCACGGUGGGCUGUGGCAUCAAUGGCGGCAAUGACACGCACAUGGAGCUGACCGUGGCGUGGAAUGAGUGCGACACUAAACUUGUGCAUAAUGAAACCCACUACAUAGCCUCUGUAAACCUGUUUAACACUAUGGAUCCAUACACUUCACCAACGGGAGCAACAGAGGUGCCCAGAAAACAGCUGGAUGUCCCAAUCAUGUGUACCUACAUGAAGAGCAUGCUUAUUUCUGCAGACCUUAGCUCCAUGGGGUAUGACAUAAUUAAAGACCUCAUUGUCACAGGAUCGGGGUCAUUCCAGGUGAGCGUGCAUCUGUUGGACGGUGCAGUGCCUCUGCCUUACAACUACAGCCUGUCCCGUGAGCAGCCUGUGGUAGUGGAGGUCGGACUCAACACCUCCUCAGAUCAGAUUAAAGUAGUCAUCAACAAGUGCUGGUCCACUCCCACCCCAAACCCUGUAGACGCCUACAGCCAUGUCUUCCUGGAGAACAGCUGUUCCCUGAAUACAUUCACCAAAGUGAUGAUGAACGGGAACUCCGGCACGUCCCGUCUGUCCGUGCAGAUCUUCUCCUUUGUCAACCUGAAGGUGAUCUAUGUGCACUGCAAGGUUCAGAUCUGCCUGCAGACUGAAUCGAAUAGCUGCGUGCCAGACUGUCACCAGAGAACAGCUCGAUCUGUAAAUGCGCUUGGAACAAGGUUCGGUUCAGCUGGGCCUCUGAUCAAUUCAGAUGAAGAGCCCUUGGAUAAGGAGCUGAGCACUCUAAAUGUAGCUGGGCUUUCCAUUCUCGGAAUUUGCUUGUCGCUCUUCUUCAUCUGUUCCCUCGCCUGCCUCUUCUACUGCCAGAGGAACCGCAUCGGACACUACAAUUUUAACGUCAAACCCAAAGAGGAGAAAUUCACCUACCUUGUCUUUAACACCUAAUGACAGCCCCUGCACCCACAGGCACACAAUUAGAAGAGAUUAGACGUGCUGUCGCUGCUUUUACACUACACCUGCCACCAUGUGUCACUGUUGCACCAGUCACCCUUCAUCGUGUACGUGAAUCUAUUAUGUACAGUUUGAAUUUAAAUUCCACCUGCGCCUUCUUUGUAUAAUUAAGAUAUUCAAACGAUAGAGUGGUUGUAUACAGGGAUGUCAAAUGUAGAAACUAUCAAUAUUUCAUGCAUGACAUAUUUAAUGACUGCAGAGAAUCAGAUACCAAAUAACUAUGCAAGUUUUGGUCUCCGUAUCCUAUUCUUAUAGUCAAACGUGUUCAUAGCUGCCU
This is a messenger RNA of Pelmatolapia mariae (spotted tilapia), 3586 nucleotides long. RefSeq names its product uromodulin-like 1 (gene umodl1). The transcript is spliced from 17 exons. NCBI's taxonomy places the organism in Eukaryota, Metazoa, Chordata, Actinopteri, Cichliformes, Cichlidae. Gene Ontology annotation, cellular component: cell surface; extracellular region. The coding region runs from base 1 to 3243 and encodes 1080 amino acids. Gene Ontology annotation, molecular function: protein binding; peptidase inhibitor activity; calcium ion binding. The record is from RefSeq and is a predicted model, not a curated record.